Desarmillaria tabescens is the source of this 581-nucleotide messenger RNA. RefSeq lists its product as uncharacterized. Lineage: Eukaryota; Fungi; Basidiomycota; Agaricomycetes; Agaricales; Physalacriaceae. The transcript is spliced from 7 exons. Gene Ontology annotation, biological process: ubiquitin-dependent protein catabolic process. Gene Ontology annotation, cellular component: elongin complex. Gene Ontology annotation, molecular function: protein-macromolecule adaptor activity. The record is from RefSeq and is a predicted model, not a curated record. The coding region runs from base 111 to 458 and encodes 115 amino acids.
AAGAAAACUCGGUAAGAUCAGGAGCAAAACGUGGGGAGAUCGGAAAUACUCGAUGAUGACUGUGGAGCAACCGGCCCGGUAUCAGCCGCACCUGCAACCAAUCAACAACCAUGACCGAUGUAGAAAUGCGUGCACGUAUUCUUUUGCUGACUGGAUCCAAGGACGAGGACUGGGUGCGAAUUGAAAGCAACGAUGGGUUUUCUUUUCUAGUUCGACGACGCGUCGCCAAUAUCAGUGGAACAAUCAAAAAUUCUCUUGACACUGAAAGCGGUUUCUCGGAAGCGGAAUCCAAAACUUACGUAGCAAGAGAGUACCGUGGCCUCAUCUACAUGUGUUUCAAAGCACACUAUGAAAAGGUUGGUCCUAAGGAGGAGGUACCUGUGAACGAGUUUCUUGAACGAAUUCCUCCGGAGAUUGUAUUAGAGUUGCUUUUGGCUGCAGAUUAUCAAGAAAUGUAACACAUACUGCUGUUUCUGUAUUCGACCUCUGUACUAUCUACCGCAUACGUGUAACAUAUACAACGGCCCGUGUUCAUGGUCAUGUCUGUCAUCGAUUUCUCAGAGCACCACCACAAGCAAGGA